Molecule: messenger RNA, 2608 nt
Organism: Carassius gibelio (silver crucian carp)
Lineage: Eukaryota; Metazoa; Chordata; Actinopteri; Cypriniformes; Cyprinidae
Product: parathyroid hormone 2 receptor-like
Exons: 13
Coding region: 518-2308 (596 amino acids)
Biological process (GO): adenylate cyclase-modulating G protein-coupled receptor signaling pathway; cell surface receptor signaling pathway
Cellular component (GO): plasma membrane
Molecular function (GO): parathyroid hormone receptor activity; peptide hormone binding; G protein-coupled peptide receptor activity
Source: RefSeq, a predicted model, not a curated record
UUGGAACGACGUAGGCUACUGUUACUAGGCUACAGGUGGCCUAUCUUAUAGUUUCGGUCUUUUUUUAUUAUUGAUAUCAAUUUACGGUUAACAUUUCUAUUCAUAUUUUUUAAGUAACUUUUGAUGCUUUUGACGAGUUCAAGAUAAACAAAUGUAAGAGUGGAAAAAAAAGAUUACAGCUAUGAGCAGUUGUGAUUAUGUAAAGUUUAGCCUAUUAAUUUGAAUUUUGCGUAGUCAGUUCAAGAGGGGGUUCCACCCCACCACUGGAUUGGGCAGAGGUGCACCAGCUCUCUUGUUUGUCUGAAGGAGUAUUUCUGCAGUAGGUGCUGGUGUUCAAUUCACUCCGCUUUCAGCAGAUGCUGAGCUCAUUUUCCAGGGUAAAUAUGGAGCUGGAUAAAAUCACCGGAGAGACAGGAAAGGCGCACAUUGAGCUUCACGCGCUGAGGAAACACAUCAUCUGAGCAAAUACAGUCAGUUUUCAUGUAUAAGUAAUUUCAAUGCUAUUAAACCGUCCGAAAUGUGGAUAAUACUACUGUGGAUAUUUGUCCAAGUUUUGCUUGGCACUUCAGUCGAAGCACAGCAUGUGGACCCUGAAGUGGGCUUAACAGCUCAGGAACAAGUUCUCCUGCUGUACGACAUCAAACUGCAGUGCCUUCAGAACAUCUCCGAACACAAUCCUGCUGAUGAGGUCUGUUCUCCUGGAUGGGACGGGUUGGUUUGCUGGCCUCAAGGUUCUCCAGGAACCGUCAGCAAAGUGGCGUGUCCCAGCUACGUGUACGACUUCAACCACAACGGAUUUGCAUACCGUCAUUGCAACUUGAAUGGAUCGUGGGUAUCGGUGGAGAACAGAACUUGGGUCAAUUAUUCAGACUGUCUGCGGUUCUUGGCUCCAGGCAUUGAAAAGGGCAAAAGGGACUUUUUCGAGCGGCUGCACAUCAUGUACACAGUCGGCUAUGCAGUGUCCUUCAGCUCGCUGCUGGUGGCCAUUUUCAUCAUUGGAUACUUUCGGCGUCUCCACUGCACCAGAAACUACAUCCACAUGCACCUCUUUGUGUCUUUCAUGCUGCGCGCAGUCAGCAUCUUCGUGAAAGACAGAGUGGUGUACGCUAAUGGUGUGCUACAGGAGUACGACACCAUGCUAAUGGACAACAUCAGCAACGUCUCCAUUUCCCCGCUUGACAAGACUCAGUAUGUUGGCUGCAAGAUCACAGUCCUGUUCUUCAUUUAUUUCCUGGCAACCAAUUACUACUGGAUCCUAGUGGAGGGCCUGUACCUUCACAGUCUCAUUUUCAUGGCGUUCUUCUCAGACUCCAAAUAUCUUUGGGGUUUCACUCUCAUAGGAUGGGGUGUUCCUGCUCUCUUCGUAUCAACCUGGGCUGUCGUCAGGGCAACGCUGGCGGAUGUAAGGUGCUGGGAGUUGAGCGCUGGCAAUAUUAGAUGGAUUUACCAAGUUCCUAUACUGACAGCAAUUGGGCUGAAUUUUAUUCUGUUCGUAAAUAUCGUACGAGUUCUGGCCACAAAGAUCCGAGAAACUAAUGCGGGGCGAUAUGACACACGUAAACAGUACAGGAAGCUGGCUAAGUCCACUUUGGUUCUGGUUCUGGUUUUCGGCGUGCACUACAUCAUGUUUGUGGGAAUGCCGCACACGUUCACAGGUCUGGCCUGGGAGCUGCGCAUGUACUGUGAACUGUUCUUCAACUCAUUCCAGGGAUUUUUUGUAUCCAUUAUUUACUGCUUCUGCAAUGGAGAGGUCCAGACAGAAAUCCGGAAGACCUGGCUCCGCUGGACGCUUGCAUUAGACUGGAAAGGUCCCUUCGUUUUGGCUAACUACCGCUAUGGGACGGUCCUGAACAGCAGCGGUGCGAGCGUCCAAUCCCAGAUGACCUCAGUGACCCGCAGUUCUGCUCUCCUCACCAGCAGGGUGUACCGCUGCGCCACUCGGCCCAGUGUCGGCUCGCUUGUGCAUGGCUCGCAAAUACACACCACCUUGCCUGGAUACGUCUUCACCAACUCGGACAUCGAAAGCCUCCCACCUUCCAUUCCAGAAGAAAUCGAAGAGGAGCCCAAACACAUCGACGACAUCACGCUCAAAGGGGUCAACCACAUCGCCGUACGACAGGAAGCCCUCAGCAUCUGUUUCGAAGAAAGCGGACAGAGCUCAUCCCACACAGAUUCUGAUGAUGUCAGAUGUCAUCCUGAUGACAUCAUCACCACGGAAAUCUCCAAAUGCACUGAUAAAAUGUCACCGAAGGAUUCUUUAUCGGUGAAGGACAACAGUUUGGAUCAAGAGGACGAGGAAGUACUUUAAAUCGCAGACUUAAUUUAACGCGAAUUGCCUUUUGCAACCAAUUUUACUUAAAACAAGAGUUUAAUAGAAAAAAAAAAAAUUUUAUUAUUCGGGAAUUGAUUUGAUUGUAGAAAUUGGGUGUUAUAUAUCGGAAUGGUAGUUAAUUUGCUUAGAAAUAAAGGUGUUUCACAAUACCAUAGAAGAACCUUUUUGUUUAUAUGGUUCCAUAAAGAACCUUUGACAUCUGAAGAACCUUUCAAAAGGUUCUUUGUGGAGAAAAAAGGUUCUUCAGAUUAUAAAAAGAACCUUUGACUGAAUGGU